CAAGAGCUUCACUGCCUCACCCGCCCGCUGACAGUAAUUGGCGUUAUGCAGCAGGGCACGGGUCGGCCCAAAUCGCCGCUGGCACUGAAACCGGCGAUCUCCUUGAGUUGGACCCUGGAUCGACUGGUGGAGUGCUCACAGGCUGAGCUGCUUUCUCAGCUGCGGGAGUUGAAAGUGCAGCGUUGGGAGCGUGGUGCCGCUACAUCGUGGCAUCCAGUUCUCAACCGCUUUGACACCAUUUUAGCAGCCUACGCAGAUCCAGUGCAACGUGCUGCAGAGGGAGCUCCAAGUGAAGAGCUUGUCUGUGAGGUAUUGCGCGUUCUGCAUGAUGUGGUGUUCAUUCAUCAGGAGCUCAAAGGUGCUGUUGAUCGACUCAGGGAGCUUUUGCAAUGCUCCGAGCUGAAGGUGCUCCUUGGGGCACUGAAAUGCUUGGCUGCAUGCCCACAUAGCCGACAAGCAAGCCCUAUGGGGAUUGAGCGGCGCUUGGAGGUCCUGGCCUGUGCUGGCGCGCCGAGUGUGCUGGGCAGCCUGGGCUUCCGCGAUGCCUGCAGUAUUGUUGACUAUGAUGUUGGGGACUUCUCUUUUGAAAUACCUGGAAGUGCUGGCACCAAUCCUUCAGAGCCUUCAGUGCUGAAGGCCAUCGCCCUUAGGUUGGAGGUUCCUGUGGACUCGGCCGUGGAGGACGUUGAAGCAGUCGUUGGUCAAUACGAGGUCAUGCGUCCCCUUCCCGAACUUGCUGACAUACUCCAUGGAAAAGCCGUGCUUCCCGCUUGUGUUCCCUGUGACCCA
Messenger RNA from Durusdinium trenchii, 789 nucleotides. NCBI's taxonomy places the organism in Eukaryota, Dinophyceae, Suessiales, Symbiodiniaceae. The record is from the annotation of a GenBank genome assembly.